GGCGAGGCUGUGCCGCUGGGCCCCGGCGUGCCCGCCCUGGUGGCUAACGGCUUCCUGGCCCUGGACGUGGCCGCCAACCAGCUGUGGGUGACCCCCGGCGAGCGGGAGCCCGCUGUGGCGCCGGACUUCGUGCCUUUCGUGCAGCUGCGGCCGCUGAGCGCGCUUUCCGAAGCUGGAGAGUCAGUGCUGCUGCUGCGGGAGGGGCUGCUGCGCCGCGUGCGUUGCCUGCAGCUCGGGACCCCAGGAUCGGGCCCCGCCGCCGGCCCCGGCCCCGCCUCGGGCUCCGGCUUUGCCUCGGGCUCCGGCCGCGACUGCGUGCUGCUGCAGGAGGACUUUCUGGCGCACCGGGGCCGACCCCACGUCUAUCUGCAGCGCAUCCAACUCAACAACCCCACCGAGCGUGUGGCCGCACUGCAGACCGUGGGACCCACUGCCGGCCCGGUCCCUCGGGCCUUCACCAGUACCCUGGAGAAAGUCGGGGACCAUCAGUUCCUCCUCUACUCCGGCCGGUCCCCGCCCGUGUCCACGGGGCUGGUGCACCUGGUGGUGGUGGCAGCCAAGAAGCUAGUGAACCGGCUCCAGGUGGCUCCCAAGACCCAGCUGGAUGAGACAGUGCUGUGGGUGGUGCAUGUGUCCGGCCCUGUGAACCCCCAGGUGCUCAAAAGCAAAGCGGCCAAGGAGCUCAAGGCACUCCAGGACUCUGCCCGGAAGGAGAUGCUGGAGCUCUUGGAGAUGCCUGCCGCCGAGCUGCUUCAGGACCACCAGCGGCUCUGGGCUCAGCUCUUCAGCCCAGGAGUGGAAAUGAAGAAGAUCACCGAUGCCCACACCCCGUCCGGCCUGACCGUGAACCUGACGCUGUACUACAUGCUCUCCUGCUCGCCAGCCCCGCUGCUCAGCCCCGACCUGAGCCACAGGGAGCGAGACCAGAUGGAGUCGACGCUCAGCUACGAGGACCACUGCUUCAGCGGCCACGCCACCAUGCACGCCGAGAACCUGUGGCCGGGCCGGCUGGCCUCGGUGCAGCAGAUCCUGCAGCUCUCCGACCUGUGGCGGCUGACGCUGCAGAAGCGCGGCUGCAAGGGGCUGGUGCGGGCGGGCGCGCCCGGCAUCCUGCAGGGCAUGGUGCUCAGCUUCGGGGGGCUGCAGUUCACCGAGAACCACCUGCAGUUCCAGGCCGACCCCGACGUGCUGCACAACAGCUACGCGCUGCACGGCAUCCGCUACAAGAACGACCACAUCAACCUGGCCGUGCUGGCCGACGCCGAGGGCAAGCCGUACCUGCACGUGUCCGUGGAGUCCCGCGGCCAGCCCGCCAAGAUCUACGCCUGCGAAGCCGGCUGCCUGGACGAGCCCGUGGAGCUGACCUCGGCGCCCCAGGGCCACACCUUCUCGGUCAUGGUGACGCAGCCCAUCACGCCGCUGCUCUACAUCUCCACCGACCUCACGCACCUGCAGGACCUGCGGCACACGCUGCACCUCAAGGCCAUCCUGGCCCACGACGAGCACAUGGCCCAGCAGGACCCGGGGCUGCCCUUCCUCUUCUGGUUCAGCGUGGCCUCCCUCAUCACCCUCUUCCACCUCUUCCUCUUCAAGCUCAUCUACAACGAGUACUGUGGGCCCGGGGCCAAGCCCUUCUUCAGGAGCAAGGAAGACCCCAGCGUCUGAGGAAGGACUGUCCUGCUCUCGGCCACUGUUUGCACAAGACGCCCAGCACUGAAAGUCCUGCUGCUACGAACCAGGGGGCCUUUGACAGCACCCACCCUUUUGUGCCUUGUUGGGGGACACCAGUGACGCAGAAGUACGUGUCGAUGGUCAGGAGUUUUCAGACGGGAAGCGGGGACGGGGCCGGCGGACGUUCUGUAAGCUUUCCACCCAAUAAAAUGAUCCCAGUGGGAAUACUUGAAAUUGAACUCACUCCUUCACUUCCCUUCCUUCCGCCCCAACCAGACCCGCUUUUGGAAAGACUUUUGUCUAGAACGUUGUGUUCUCUCCUUAAUUUUAUGUGUUCUUUCUUUACUUGACUUUUAAUUUAUUUUGGUUGAGAUCUUGCUGGAUGGCUCCACUCGAAGAGAAACCCUGCGUGGGGCGGGUCUCGGCCCGGGGGACGGCGCCUCAUCUCAUCAUGAGCCUGUGGAGAUCUAUGGUUUUGUACUUCUGGGCUUUGGGGAGACGUUUAACUUUCUAGUGAUGGAUGAUUGUUGGGUUUUGAAAUA
Molecule: messenger RNA, 2213 nt
Organism: Condylura cristata (star-nosed mole)
Lineage: Eukaryota; Metazoa; Chordata; Mammalia; Eulipotyphla; Talpidae
Product: KIAA2013 ortholog
Exons: 3
Source: RefSeq, a predicted model, not a curated record